CCGCCGCCGCCUCGGCCGCCAGGAGCCGCCGCAGCCCGCCGAGCAGCAGAGAGUCGCGGCCGCCCCCGGCCCGGCCCGAGCAGCCCCGCGCCGCCGCCCCCGCCCGGCCGCCCCCGCCCCGCCGCUGGAUGCCGGCGGCCGGCGGCCGAGCUCGCAGAGGCGGAGGGCGGCGCGGGCGGCGGCGCGGGCGGCCGGCGGCCGAGCGGCAGGAGCGCGGGCCCGAGCGCUAGCGCCCGCCAUGCCCGGCUCCACCGGCCAGCCGGACGGCGGCGGGGGCGGCGGGCCGGGGGCGGCGACCGGCGGGGACCCCAGCCCGCGCCCCCCGCCCCCGGGCGCCGAGGAGGCCGCGCCCCGGCCGCCGCCCGAGCCCGACGACGCGGCCGCCGCGCUGCGCCUGGCGCUGGACCAGCUGUCCGCGUUGGGGCUGGGGGCCGCCGGCGGCCCGGAGGAAGAGGGGCCGGCGGCGGGCGGCGGGGACGGCGCGGCGGGCGGCGGGGACGGCGGGGAGGCCGAGCCUGCGCCCCCCGACGGCCCCGAGGCCGGCGCGUCCCUGGCUGUGGCGCCCGUCGUGGCCCCUGGCGCGCUGCCGCUGCUGGAGCCCGACGUGAGCCCUCCUCCGCCGCCGCCCCGGCCGUCGCCGCCGGACCUGUUCGCCGGCUUCGCGCCCCAUCCCUCGGCUCUGGGCCCCCCGACGCUGCUGGCCGAGCAGAUGAGCGUGAUCGGCAGCCGCAAGAAGAGCGUGAACAUGACCGAGUGCGUGCCGGUGCCCAGCUCGGAGCAUGUCGCCGAGAUCGUGGGUCGCCAGGGGUGCAAGAUCAAGGCGCUGCGUGCCAAGACGAACACGUACAUCAAAACGCCAGUGCGCGGGGAGGAGCCGGUCUUCAUCGUGACAGGCCGCAAGGAGGACGUGGAGAUGGCUAAGCGGGAGAUCUUGUCAGCAGCCGAGCACUUCUCCAUGAUCCGUGCCACACGGAGCAAGGCGGGUGGGCUGCCCGGCGCCGCCCCCGGUCCACCCAACCUGCCCGGACAGACCACCAUCCAGGUGCGAGUGCCCUACCGCGUGGUGGGGCUGGUGGUGGGGCCCAAGGGCGCCACGAUCAAGCGCAUCCAGCAGCGAACACACACGUACAUCGUGACGCCGGGACGCGACAAGGAGCCGGUGUUCGCUGUGACCGGCAUGCCUGAGAAUGUGGACCGCGCUCGCGAGGAAAUCGAGGCUCACAUCACGCUGCGCACUGGCGCCUUCACGGACGCCGGCCCCGACAGCGACUUCCACGCCAAUGGCACAGAUGUCUGCCUGGACCUGCUGGGGGCCGCCGCCAGCCUCUGGGCCAAGGCCCCCCACCCGGGACGGAGGCCCCCAGCGGCCGCAAGUGGCCUCCGCGGGGACAGUGCCCUGGGCACCCCCAGCACCCCUGAGGCCUUCUACGCGGGCAACCGUGGAGGGCCGCCGGUGCCCGACGCGGGCCCCGCCAGCCCCUAUGGCGGCUCUGGAAAUGGGGGCUUCACUUUCGGCGCGGACGGCGCUGGAGCCCCCACAGGGACGGCCACCCCCGAGGACUGUGACUUUGGUUUUGACUUCCUGGCCCUGGACCUGACUGUGCCCGCGGCGGCCACCAUCUGGGCCCCCUUCGAGCGGGCCGCGCCCCUGCCAGCCUUCAGUGGCUGCGCGGCGGUCAACGGGGCCCCAGCGCCCGCCUCCACGGGUGCGCGGCGCAGCAGUGCGGCGGGCACCCCGCGCCAUUCGCCCACGCUGCCUGAGCCUGGAGGCCUGGGCCUGGAGCUCCCGCUGACGCGGCGCGGCGCCCCCGACCCGGUGGGCGCCCUACCCUGGCGGCCUCCGCAGACCUCCCUGCCACCCUUCUCCAGCAGCGCCAGCUUCUCCACGGCCACCUCACUGCCCAGCAGUGCCUCGGCCUCCUCCGCCCUGGACUCCAGCGCCACGGACAGCAACCGCAAACCUUCCGCCUCUGCGGCCGCUGGGGCCCCAGGCCCACCCGCCGCCGCCCCAGCGCGGGAGUGCGUGGUGUGCGCUGAGGGCGAGGCCAUGGCCGCCCUGGUGCCCUGCGGCCACAACCUCUUCUGCAUGGACUGCGCGGUUCGAAUCUGCGGCAAGAGCGAGCCCGAGUGCCCCGCGUGCCGCACACCGGCCACCCAGGCCAUUCGCGUGGAGACGGCCGGCCGCGGCCCAGCUGCAGCACCGCGCUUCUUGACAAAUGACAGUAUUGAGUGGACAGGUUAAAAUAAAACGGAGAGAAAAGGUCUGCUUGCACUUUUUAUUUAAGACACCCCUCCCAGGGUGGUCCCAACAAAACUGGCCUCACAGCGGCGGCCCUCGCGCUGUCCGGAUCUGACGGUGCGGCGCGCUCCCUGGAGGGCAGGUCUGCGCGCCGCGGGCGGGCGGGCGGGCGGAGGGCGGUCUGGGCGUCUCGCCCAGAGGUUUCUUUUUUUAAUUAUGAAUCCCUGCUGUGGUUCUUGUUGUCAUUUUUUAAAUUUUUAAAAGUUUUUUUUUAACUUUUACUUUUUACCUCUUGUGUAUAUGUAGGGAAUUUAUAGGGAAAUAUGUACUUUAUGGAAUAAAUUUUAAGAACUAAAAAUAUAUUUUAUUUUAAAUGAAGUAAUGGACCUUUAAUCUUACACAGCUAAAUUACUGAUUAUAUAUUUGCUGAGCUGAUUUAAAGGUUAAAAACAUUGUAUCAAGAGUUUUAUUUUUUGACUUCAAAGCCUUCUUAAUAAAGUCUUUUUACUAC
Molecule: messenger RNA, 2750 nt
Organism: Sciurus carolinensis (gray squirrel)
Lineage: Eukaryota; Metazoa; Chordata; Mammalia; Rodentia; Sciuridae
Gene: Mex3d
Product: mex-3 RNA binding family member D
Exons: 3
Coding region: 239-2242 (667 amino acids)
Molecular function (GO): RNA binding
Source: RefSeq, a predicted model, not a curated record